This is a messenger RNA of Ricinus communis (castor bean), 1278 nucleotides long. RefSeq names its product 28 kDa ribonucleoprotein, chloroplastic. Gene Ontology annotation, molecular function: mRNA binding. The coding region runs from base 178 to 1095 and encodes 305 amino acids. Gene Ontology annotation, cellular component: cytosol. The record is from RefSeq and is a predicted model, not a curated record. The transcript is spliced from 4 exons. NCBI's taxonomy places the organism in Eukaryota, Viridiplantae, Streptophyta, Magnoliopsida, Malpighiales, Euphorbiaceae.
AGAAAAAAAGAAAGAAAAAGGUUUCGAAAAACAAGAGCAUAGUCGUUUAGGUUAAAACGACAUGUCUAUAAAACUCGAACAAAAAAAAGCUGCUAAAAAAUAUCUUCCUCCUUAUCCAAAAUAUAUAUCGACGUUCCCAAAAGUGAGAGACAUCCCCUCGCUCCCUCACUCACUAUAAUGGCUUCACUUCGGCUUCCUUGUUCUCCAUCAGCUCCAUACUUGUCUACUGAUAAUCUAACAUUCCUUAAAACAGCUUUGUCAUCUCCUUUCCAUAAACCCUUCAAUCAAUCUAACAACAACACUUUCUCUCUUUCAAUUUCUCAUUCUCGUAUAAUACCAUUUAAAACCAAACACUUUAUUGUACAUUUCUCUGCUUCUGCAACUCAAGACCCAAUUCUUGAAUCCCAGUCACUGCUCGAAUCAAAGACUGAGAAAGAACAAGAACAAGAACAAGAAGAGUUUUCAACAACAAGAGUGCUUGCUUCGAAUGUUCCUUGGAAUUGUACUACUGAAGAUAUUCGUGCUUUGUUUGAGAAAUUUGGCACUGUUGUAGACGUAGAGCUUUCUAUGUAUAACAAGACGAGAAAUAGAGGAUUGGCUUUUGUCAGUAUGGGUUCUCCUGAGGAGGCAGCUACUGCUAUUAAAAGUCUUGAUUCUUAUGAAUUUGAGGGGCGUUCUUUGAAGAUGAAUUAUGCCAAGCUGAAAAAGGAAAAACCUUUACCACCACUGCCACCCAAGCCAGUGCCAACGUUCAAUUUGUUUGUUGCGAAUUUGCCAUUUGAUGCUAAGGAUAAUGAUCUUAAGGAGUUCUUUAAAUCUGAAGGAGCUGAUAUUGCCUCUGCUGAAAUUGUAUAUCAUAAUCACGAUAAGCCCAGAAAGCCUUCUGGAUAUGGGUUUGUUGCUUUCAAAACUAAAAAAGAAGCUGAUGCUGCUCUUUCUACUUUUGCAGAUAAGGUAUUUAUGGGAAGACCAAUUCGAGUGGCUCGUAGCAAACAAUUUGUGAGACAACCAAGAGAAGAGGGUCAGCAAUCUGAUGACACCUCAACUGACUUGAACAUUGGAGUGGAGCAAGCAGAUACAACUAAUGACAUAUGAAACAGACAUUUUUGGGGGGAGUUAAAUUUUAUUGCUCUUCAAUUUGCAAUAUUAUAGGUAAAUGUUUUUAAGUUUCAUCCUGACUCCUGCAAAAAGCGAUGUCACUAUUCUUUUGCCCUAUUCUGAGUAGUAGUGCAAUACCAAACAUACAUUUCUAUGAUACAGGUCUGACCGAAUUGUCUA